Durusdinium trenchii is the source of this 1005-nucleotide messenger RNA. Lineage: Eukaryota; Dinophyceae; Suessiales; Symbiodiniaceae. The record is from the annotation of a GenBank genome assembly.
AUGCAACAAGACCAGGUGGCCUCCUUCAACUUCUGCAUGCAGAAGCCGUUGAAGACUCACCAAAAAACUGCUGGAUGCUGGGGCAUGGCCUUCGCCAUUUUGCACUUUGCCAACUUGGCAUUGCUACUUCACGAACAAAACCAUGGCCUCCAUCUCACUGACGAAGAAGAGGACAUCUACGAGCAUGGCUUCCAAAGUCAUGGGGUGACUCCAAGACAGUUUGCCAAGCUUCUAAAGGCUGGUGCCAAAUUUCAGAAUUAUGCGCCUGGAGAACGAAUUGUCGCUGCAGGUGAUGCAGUCCAACGAGUCCUCUAUGUAACAGAGGGAACUUGUGUUGCUGAGCGAGCUGCUGGAGUUGUGAACAUAGAGUACCACCAGGAUGUGUUCAUCGGCACACUAUGGCCAAAGGCUUGGCGAUCUGAAUUCCUGGGCAUUCCAUUCACAAACGAACCCAACACGAAUGAGGACUGGGAGGACUCCUGGCUCAUCGAACAAGCCGAAGCUCGUGGCUUGCGAAACCGUGGCACCAGCGACGACUUGCAUGCCCUGUUGAGGUCCGGCCUUGAGGAGAAGACUGGGCCAUUGACCAACGUCAGAGCAGGUUCAGCUUGGGUGUCUGAUGUAGUAGCAGGGCCAGAAGGAUGCCGACUGUUGGAGUGGCCCCUGGGGGUCUUCAGCUGUGCUGUGGGAGCAGAUGAGAGCCUUUGCACAGCUUUUCAGCAUGUCGAGACCAUGGGACUGGCCAGCAAAAUCGUGAAGGGUGCAAGCAGAAAGGCGCUGGAAGGAUACAAGGAAAUUCUUCGUGCUACACUCUCUGACAACAUGAUCAGACCAGAGGAGAAGAUGGCCCUUGACCGAUACCGGGCUCGUCAUGGAAUUCCUGAUGGUGAGCAUUUACAGAUGCUGGAGGGCUUUGGUUGGAGCGCUGAAGAGUUUAGAUGCGGCAUGAAGACUGGAUUUUGGUCAUCAUUGCGACAGAAAUGGAUGGCAACCCACAAAUCCUGA